GAGGAGGGAGAAGACAAGGAGGAAACAAGAAAUAACAUAGAAACGAUUUAUUGGAUCAUUUCUAAACGUUUCUUUGUGGGUGUUUGGCAUUCUAAGAAUGACGUGAUUUUUUUUCCCUAUACAUGUUUCUGUUGGAGUUAGUGAAAUCUGUUUUCGAGUGCAUUGUGGAUAGGCUGGAUGUUUGAGUGGGGCGUCGUAAGAAGGGACAUUUGAUUUACCAUCGUGUUUUACAUUGAUAUGCAAUUUUUAUAUAUCAGAGCAGCAUAGGACAGUGUAUAGAGAAGCUCUGAACAACUAUAAUCUCUGGGUUGCUACGCAAAACAACGGAAUGUCGCUCUGUAAGCAGUGUCAGAACUGAAAAGAUUCCCAUAGCUGUUCAAAGUAUUUUUUCCGGAGACAUCGGUUUUGGACAGCAUGCUUGCACAAUAGGUUCAAAAGUGAAAUUUGGUAGGCUUUAAUACACAAGAAAAGAAGAGAUUGGGGCACAUAUUAUUAUACUGUUCAACACCGUUUGGAUAUGCAAAACCAACUUUGAGAAUGAAGAAAAGGAAAUGUGUGUUCCCGGUAGUUCACAUUGGUCUGUCUGUUUAGAAGGGAAUUUACGCAUUACAUAAACUUUUUUCAAUUUUUGUCGUCAAUUUAUACAUGUUUUUGGUCAGAAACUCACGUCACUUAUCCAAAAGACUGAGCUGGACAUAUUCUGACUAUUCUGCACUGAACAUAGUCUAUUUGAACAGAGCUGGACAAAUUGUGAGCUGGAGCAAAUAAUAGAAACUUAAUCGGAAAACUAAAGUGGAACAUUAUUUUACCGCAUUUAUAAAGUUAUCAGUUUCACUAUUACGUUGAGAAAAAAAUACAACUAAUAACAUUUUCAUUACGAUUUGGAUUUCAACACUGGUGGAAGUAUUGCUUCCAUUGCGCGCUGGAAGCAGCUGAAUUUUGCACACUGAGGCGGCUGUCGAAUUUGGUUGUGGAACUCUCCCCCCAAGCUGACAUGGAGGAGUGGAGGCAAUGCGGGCGGUGGUUGAUAGACUGCAAGGUUUUGCCCCCAAACCACCGGGUCGUGUGGCCUUCUGCAGCUGUGUUCGACUUGGCACAGGCGCUACGAGACGGAGUGCUCUUGUGCCAGAUGUUGCACAACCUGUCACCGGGGUCUGUGGACCUAAAGGAGAUCAACUUCAGACCCCAGAUGUCCCAGUUUCUCUGUCUGAAGAACAUCCGGACGUUCCUCAAGGUGUGCCACGACAAGUUUGGCCUGCGUAACAGUGAGCUGUUUGACCCCUUUGACCUGUUCGAUGUCAGGGAUUUCGGCAAGGUGAUCUCAGCCCUGUCCAGGAUCUCCCACCACAGCAUUGUGCAGAUCAAAGGCGUGAGGCCUUUUCCUUCGGAGGACACUGCUCUGAAUGAGGAUGACGUGUACCGGAGUCUUGAGGAGCUGGCAGAUGAGCAUGACGUGGGGGAGGAUGACAUCUACGACUGUGUUCCCUGUGAGGAUGAUGGAGAUGACAUCUACGAGGACAUCAUCAAGGUGGAAGUACGACAACCCAUGAUCAGAUACAUGCAGAAAAUGGGCAUGACAGAAGACGACAAGAGAAACUGCUGCUUAGUGGAGAUCCAGGAGACUGAGGCCAAGUACUACAAGACGCUGGAGGACAUUGAGAAGAAUUAUAUGAUUCCCCUGAAGCAAGUUCUAUGUCCACAAGACAUGGGGGCCAUCUUUGUAAAUCUGGAGGAUGUGAUUAAGGUCCACUUUGCUCUGCUGAGGGCCAUCGACCUCAACAUGGUGAGCGGAGGCAACGGUCUGGGGAAGAUCUUCAUAGACUUCAAGGAAAGGUUGCUGAUCUACGGCCAGUACUGCAGCCACAUGGAAACCUCUCAGAAGACACUGGAUGAGCUUAUCACCACGCGGGAGGACGUCAAGAUGAAAGUAGAGGAGUGCACUAUGAAGGUGCAGGAGGGGAAGUUCAAGCUCCAGGACCUGUUGGUCGUGCCCAUGCAGAGAGUACUAAAGUACCACCUCCUACUCAAGGAGCUGGUGAGUCAUUCAACUGACCGACCUGAUAGACAGCAGCUGAAGGAGGCGUUGGAGGCCAUGCAGGACUUGGCUAUGUACAUCAAUGAAGUGAAGAGAGACAACGAGACCUUGAAGAAGAUUAGUGAAUUCCAGAACUCCAUCGAGAACCUUCAGGUCAAACUGGAGGAGUAUGGCAGACCAAAGAUAGACGGAGAGCUCAAGGUGUCCUCCAUAGUUAACCGAACUAAGCAGGACCGGUACAUAUUCCUGUUCGAUAAAGUGGUCAUUGUGUGCAAGCGGAAAGGCUACUGCUAUGAACUGAAAGAGAUCAUUGAGCUGCAGUCAUACAAAAUGUCCGACGACCCCAUGAACAACAGGGACGUGAAGAAGUCCAGUGGAAAAAUGUGGUCCUAUGGCUUCUACCUGAUCCACCUGCAAGGCAAGCAGGGCUUUCAGUUCUUCUGUAAAACAGAGGACACCAAGAGGAAAUGGAUGGAGCAGUUUGAGAUGGCCAUGUCAAACAUCAAGCCGGAGAAAGCCACGGCCAAUCAGCACAACUUCCAGAUGCACACGUUUGAGAAGAACACCAACUGCCGAGCUUGCAAGAUGCUGCUGAGGGGGAUCUUCUACCAGGGGUACUACUGUUCCCGCUGUGGGACUGGAGCUCAUAAAGAGUGUCUAGAGUGCAUCACCAUCUGCAAAAUCAAUCCACUCGACACGGACCUCGGACUACCGUCAUCAGGCCCGAAGAUGGUAGCAGUAAGGAACUAUCAUGGGACGCCUGUUCCUCCGGGGAAGACUCCACUCUCCUUCCAGACAGGGGACUUCAUCGAGCUGCUGAAGGGGGAACCUGACACCACCUGGUGGGAGGGAAAGCUUAUCCAAACCCAGAAGAGUGGCUUCUUUCCUAACAACUGUGUAAAGCCUUGUUUGGACCCCAAGCCUUUGUUCCAGUCCUUCCCCAGCCGGCAGCCCUCAAGGGAAACAGACUACUAUGGAUACCCCUGGUUUGCUGGCAACAUGGAGCGGACACAGGCUGACAACCUGUUGAAGUCCCACAGCAGUGGAACAUACCUGAUCAGAGAGAGGACUGCUGAGGCAGAGAGGUUCGCCAUCAGCAUCAAGUUCAAUGAGGAAGUGAAGCACAUUAAAGUCAUUGAGAAAGACAGCUGGAUCCACAUCACUGAGGCUAAGAAGUUUGAGAGUCUACUGGAGUUGGUGGAGUACUAUCAGUCUCAUUCGCUGAAGGAGAGUUUCAAGCUGCUAGACACGACUUUACGAUAUCCCUACAAAUCUAAAGAACGGGGGCCGGCGUCGCGGGCCAGCACCCGCUCUCCAGCCAUUGGCGCUUCCUACAACUUCUCCUUCCUCAGUCCUCAGGGUCUAAACUUCUCCUCUCAGAGCUCAGCCCCCUUCUGGUCAGUAUUCACGCCGAGGGUGGUCAGCACAGCGGUGGCCAGGUACAACUUUGCAGCACGGGACAUGAGAGAGCUGUCUCUCAGAGAAGGGGACAUCGUCAAGAUCUACAGCAAGAUUGGAGGAGACCAGGGGUGGUGGAAGGGAGAGGCCAAUGACAGGAUUGGCUGGUUUCCCUCAACGUACGUUGACGAAGAAGGAGUUCAGUGAGGCUCUGAUGUCACCACGGCCCCAGUCCAAUCACGUCCCACCUCGCUCCACAGUCCUCAGAGAGGACUAGUUGGUUUCCAGGGAAACACCAUGUGGAAUACUUUUUGCUGGAUACUGAUUUUGCAGUGAACAACGUUUCUACUCCGGUUUUCUUCCUACUUGUACGCAUCGGCUUUGCUUAUGUUGUUUUUUUGUAAGAUCUUGUCCUGUUUGAUCUCUGUGAGGAAUUGUAUGGAGGCCCAACACACAGUACAUACAGAUACUGGGAACCUAUAGUUUUAUUACAUAGAUAGACUCCUCCUUUGUUGCAGGUCUAUGGGAGGGGCUAAUAUAAUGUAUAGAUAAUUUAUUUAACAGAGAUCCUAACAAUUAUUGUGUGUUGUUGAGAUUAGCAACACAGCAGACAGAAAGAAAAAGAACCAGACACAGGUUUGUGUCUUUUUGCCGGAAGAUUUUGCCUUAGUUGUCAUGGCGAUGCCUUGAAGGCUUACAGGAGAGAUGGAAGGAGAAAUGGCCUUGCGCGCGCACACACACACACACACACACACACACACACACACACACACACACACACACACACACACACACACACACACACACACACACACACACACACACACACACACACACACACACACACACACACACUUGCCCUUGCCUUUGAAGUGUGGUCAAUGCUCACAGGAUUCGCCAGCUUUCAGUCGAGCUCUACCCAUCCAUCCUCUACUACACAGUGGACUAUGGAUGGAGAAGAAGAGAGAAGGGGGCGAUGGACCAUUUGGGAUUGCUCCAGUCGUCAACACUCUAUGUGACUGGUGCAAGAAGGGAGUUAGUUCAUUCAUUCGUCCCCCUCGCCGACUUAAGACAGACAGUGGCCCUCAGAAACAUUGCACUGGAGUCGGGGAAUUAACGGUCCCUGUCGCAGCCAAAAAACACAGCGACCCACUGAAAGGUGUAAUGUUAGGUAGAAUGGGUGUACAGAUAGAAGGUUCACAUCAGUCUCAGCACUUUACGUCUGUGGGAUCUCCUCACAAUCAACAGGAUGCAAAAAGGGAAACUUUAAGUCAGUCCAACACCCACUUAAUGCACUGAAAAUCUAUCUUGGUGUUCAAUGUUUUUGUUGUUUUUAUUUUGUUUGAUUUUGAACGAGACAUUUACCUGCUGGAAACUGGACCAACCUGAAUUAUUUUCAAGCCAAAUGCCAACCUCUUUUUAUUAAUGUCCGCAUGAACUUUAACCUAGAUGUUUGUAUUAUCAGUUUGUUUGUACCUUGCCUUAUUUUACAAAUGGACACAUGGUACUGGGACCUUAGCAAGUUUACAAUUGAAAUCAAAUGUUGUUGAUUUGGUGACUGGCGAAGUAAUAUGGCA
This is a messenger RNA of Oncorhynchus gorbuscha (pink salmon), 5010 nucleotides long. RefSeq names its product guanine nucleotide exchange factor VAV2-like. The coding region runs from base 995 to 3640 and encodes 881 amino acids. The transcript has 30 exons. Lineage: Eukaryota; Metazoa; Chordata; Actinopteri; Salmoniformes; Salmonidae. Gene Ontology annotation, molecular function: protein binding; guanyl-nucleotide exchange factor activity. Gene Ontology annotation, cellular component: cytoplasm. The record is from RefSeq and is a predicted model, not a curated record. Gene Ontology annotation, biological process: regulation of GTPase activity; intracellular signal transduction; cell migration.